AUGCAGAAACUGGAAGAGACAAUAGGCAAGCUUGUAGAAGAAGAUCCAGAUACGCCAGUCAAAUCAGGUUCUAAAGAGAUAUUUGAAUUCAAGUCAAGACGUAAAGAAAACAAAAUCCUAAGCGAACUUACCGGGUUGGCCAUUAAAGAAACAAGAACAAAACAGAAUGGCGCUCAGUAUGUCUGUAAUCUUAGUGGGCCCAAUGGAUCAUUAGACUUUUCGCUAUUCAUUCCUAACCAGAAAGAUAAGCGAAUACUAUAUUUUCCUAUACUCAAAAGGCAACGAAAUACCUCUAUAUUUCCUCAUUUACCAGACUAUCUUCGAAUCGAUAUUGAGUUUAAUAGAGAUCAAUUGAGCAGAUUCUUUUGGAGAUCCUUAGCUGCACUCUAUAAACAAGAAACAAAUGAAGAAAAUGGAGAAUAA
Molecule: messenger RNA, 423 nt
Organism: Rhizopus microsporus ATCC 52813
Lineage: Eukaryota; Fungi; Mucoromycota; Mucoromycetes; Mucorales; Rhizopodaceae
Exons: 3
Coding region: 1-423 (140 amino acids)
Biological process (GO): meiotic sister chromatid segregation; homologous chromosome segregation; attachment of mitotic spindle microtubules to kinetochore
Cellular component (GO): monopolin complex; mitotic spindle; chromosome, centromeric core domain
Molecular function (GO): microtubule site clamp; protein binding
Source: RefSeq, a predicted model, not a curated record